Molecule: messenger RNA, 3344 nt
Organism: Chelmon rostratus (copperband butterflyfish)
Lineage: Eukaryota; Metazoa; Chordata; Actinopteri; Chaetodontiformes; Chaetodontidae
Gene: adnpa
Product: activity-dependent neuroprotector homeobox a
Exons: 4
Coding region: 370-2913 (847 amino acids)
Biological process (GO): regulation of gene expression
Cellular component (GO): nucleus
Molecular function (GO): DNA binding
Source: RefSeq, a predicted model, not a curated record
UUGAGAGUUGUAAAAGGUAACGUUAGCUAGCGGACCGGCCUGACCACCGGUACAAGUAUAAGUACUGCUCAGAGGACACGGCUGGUGGUCCUGGCAGGCAUCAUUUUCGGAGUAUACUGGUUUCAUGAGAUGUGCACCACUCUGUGCUGCCUCUCGUUCCUCCAGCUAGGUAACAGCUGCAGCAAAGCAGAUGCGACAGCUAACUAGCUAGCUAAGUUGGCUAGCUGUCGAGCCGAGCAUCAGCACCGGCUUUGACGAGAGCGAGCAUCUCCAUCAGUUUACACGCCCGACCAGCCAGUUAACUUGUUAGCCAUUUAUGUAGUGAGGCAGCCAGUGGGAAGCUAUCCCUCAGACCUAUCAUAAGGAGAGAUGUAUCAACUCCCAGUGAAUAACCUUGCAAGAAUCAGGAGAGCUAGGAAACAAGUGAAGAAAGCACUUGGAGACAUUGGACUGGACUACUGCAAGGAGGCAGCAGAGGAAUUCAAAGAGUUUUGCCCUGAUGAGCAGUUUGUGAAGGGAACACUUUGCCUUGAUAUCUGUGCAUGGGACCCAUCAUACUCUAAAACACAGGAAUACAGAUCGAAGCCAUUUUGCUGCACAGAGUGCCCAUUCUCUUCCAAAUACUACUCAGGCUACAAGAAUCACUUCCGCAAUGUACACAGGAAAAUCUUUGAGAGUAAAAUUCUGCUCAACUGUCCAUACUGCACAUUCACUGCAAGCAAGAGAACUUUGGAGACGCAUGUUAAAAUAUUCCACAAACCCAGUUCAGCACGGCAGAACUAUGGGAACUCACAGGGAACUGCACUGGGAAAGGACAGAACGUAUUUUGAUAGGGCCAGACAGGGAGAUGGUGUAGAGAAAGCAAUGUACUUUUGCAAAAAAUGCACGUUCCGGGACACACUCUACAAUGUGGUGAGAAGACACAUCUACAGGGAACAUUUUCAGCACAUAGUCUCACCAUAUCUUGGUAUGGUUUCUGAAUCAUCUGUCAAAAAUGGUGCUAACUCGGUCAAUGGUAACAACAUUCUCUGUAAACGCUGCCAGUUUUCCACUCGUAGCUAUGAGGCUCUAGUACAACAUGUUGUAGAGUACCACGAGCGCAUUGGUGCUCAAGUAACCACCAUGAUUGGACAUGCUAAUAUUAUUGUCUCUAGGCCUCAGUCAUUACCAAAUGCAUCUCAGAAGCCCCCUCUGAUCAUCAGCAGGGGCCACACACACAGAGCCGACCCAAUCGCACAACCAGUAAUUGGCUAUUUAAAACCAGCGGUUUCUAUUGUUAAAAAUCAGUCUUCCAUUGCAGCCAGUCAGGUGCGCGUCACAGUUCCUGGCAACAGCACUGUGGCUGAAAAUAAUUCUGCAGGUGUAAACACAGCCCAGACACAGAAGUGGAAGAUCUGUACAGUUUGCAAUGAGCUUUUUCCUGAAAACCUCUAUAAUGCUCAUUUCGAGAAUGCGCACAAGGCAAAGAAAGUGUGGGCGCUAGCCAAGUACAUCAUGAAAAUCCACAACUUCACCAGCAAGUGCUUGCUUUGCAACCGUUAUCUACCCAGCGACACGCUGCUUAAUCACAUGCUCAUCCACGGGCUCACCUGUCCACAGUGCCACUCUGCUUUCCACAGUGUUGAGAACAUCAUGGAGCACGUGGCACAGGCUCAUCCCGAUGACUUUGUUGGACCCCCUGGAGCAUCACCUUUAACAUUUGAUCUCACAAUUAAACAAGACAAGUCCAGUAACGUACAGCUUGUUGUUCUCACUUUUAACAUGAAGGAAUCUAUUAACGGUCAAGAUCAGUCUGCCCCUGCUCAGAAUAGUGUUCCACCUCUGGUCAAAGUCACCGCUCCCAGAAUGAUUGAGAAGAAGAGUGAACCACUUCCUGGUAGAAGUUUCCCCUCAGCGACUCACAAGAGCGAGGUUGGAAAGACUUUGUGUCCGCUGUGUUUCACCAUCCUUAAAGGUCCCAUCUCUGAUGCUUUGGCCAUACAUCUGAGGGAGCGACACCAAGUGCUCCAGACAAUGCAUCCUGUUGAAAAAAAGAUGACGUACAAGUGCAUUCAUUGCUUGGGGGUGUACACCAGCAACAUGGUGGCCUCCACAAUCACGUUGCAUCUUGUGCAGUGCAGGGCUGUUGGUAGGACCCAGACAAGCCAAGGCUUCAAAUCUGCCUUGACUCUCAACUCAUCUGGGGCCGGCUUCCUGAAGAGGCAGCCACCAAUGCAGGCCAUGUCCAACCCCAAGAAAAUAAAACUAAGCAAGGAGUCAAAGCUUUCCUCCACAACCGUCAGAAAUCAGUCUGAAACUGACGGCCUUGCUCUGGAUCCUAGAAGCUAUGAGCACAAGACGUACGAGGCCAGGAAAGAUUUCCUGACAGCUUACUUCAACCGGCGACCAUACCCUUCUCCUCAGGAAGAGGAGAAGCUGUCUGCAAGUCUCUGGCUGUGGAAGUCCGACAUUUCUAGCCACUUUGCAACCAAGCGGCGGGUAUGUGAGAGACAAUGUGAAACCAAGAAGGUGUCUGUGCUGCUCGGCUUCGACAUGCACGCUGUCAAGAAAGUUAAGCAUGACUUGAUAUUUGAGGAGAGCAAGCUUGAUGGCAUCUCAGUGGGGAGAUCCGGAGGCCUCAAGUCUGGUACUCCAAGCACGGACCAAAACAGGCAGUGUGAGACACUGAACUGUACCUUGAAACUCAGCACAUGCACAGAGACCAUUUCCAUUGACUCAGACAGUGAACCAGAAACAGAGGAUAGACCUACUGAGAAUGGAAAUGUUGACGUGAACCAACAUGAGAAUGUAAAAUCCCAGGAGCCAGCAAACCUGACAGGAGGGACAGAACCUGUGAACACUGUAGAUCCUUCUGGAGGGAAGGAGAGCUCUUUGCAAGAUGGGAAAGCAAAUGCCUGGAUGACCUUCUGUUAGUGUCCCUGCUCAGCAGUGUGCCUUGGUUGAGUAACAGUUCAGUUGUAUAAAUUAAGAUGAAGAAAAUCUACCAACAGUUACAAAUCACAAAUAUUUGGUCAAAUGGCAUGGGUCAAUAAAAACCUUCAAUUACAGAUGCUAUCAGUGUUGGAAAGGAGGAAAAAAGUUACAUUAUAGUGCAUAAGUAUAUGCCAUAUGUAAGUGACAUUGUAUAUAUUUUAGCCAUUGUCCUUUGUUAGGUUCCGCAUACAAUGUGUUAUUCACCUUUUAACUGUCACGAGAUUUCUCAAUUAUGCCAACUUCCCUACUUCCAUAGCUUUGCUUUCUCAACUGUGACAAACUGUAUGAUAUUGUCAUUUCACAUUUAGAAAGUGUAGGGUAUUGGUAAUUGCUUAUGUAGACGUUUUAAUAAAUGUUUUAAUAAAAACAUA